Messenger RNA from Aedes albopictus (Asian tiger mosquito), 1781 nucleotides. Its product is annotated as polyserase-2-like. The transcript is spliced from 6 exons. NCBI's taxonomy places the organism in Eukaryota, Metazoa, Arthropoda, Insecta, Diptera, Culicidae. Gene Ontology annotation, biological process: proteolysis. The record is from RefSeq and is a predicted model, not a curated record. Gene Ontology annotation, molecular function: serine-type endopeptidase activity. The coding region runs from base 105 to 1781 and encodes 558 amino acids.
GUUAUUUUAUGACUACGCCACUGCUUGGUUUGCAAUAGUCGUUCGAUUAAGAAGCUGAUUGCUUAUGCAGUACUAUUUGCGACGCAGUCGUGAUCUAACGAGUGAUGAAAUUCUUAGUGCAAUUACCGGUAUUUAGUGUUUUGUGUUUCAUUCACUUGCGUCUCACCGAUGCAUUUUACCAGUGUGGCAUCAGACAGCACGGCUUCCUUCCGCUGGUCCACCAGGGAUGGGUAGUAGAAGAGGGCCAAUGGCCCUGGCAUGCGGCCGUGUUCCAUAAGAUAGACGGUGUGGGGUUCCAAUACAAGUGCGGAGGUACAUUGGUGAACGAGAGACACGUACUGACGGCAGCUCAUUGCGUAGUGAAACGCAUCUCUCGGAACUUACUGUUGCCGGCGAUCUUGCAUGAGAUUGAACUGCACUUCGGUCAGCACAAUCUGUCGAAGGUGACCGAUAACGUGGUGAUUCGCGACGUUAGCAAGGCCCAUGUUCACCCGGAAUACGGAGUGCAUAGGAAUGAUAUAGCGGUGCUGGUGCUCCGGUUGCCGGUGGAAUACUUUGAAUACGUCAUUCCAAUCUGUUUGGACCAGAAAGUGGACCGUGACUUACGGGAAUUGGAAGGCCUACGCGGUUGGAUUGCCGGAUGGGGUACGACGGAGAAUGAAACCAUAUCGGAGGUUCUACGGACUUCUUCGCUACCCAUAGUGGGUCACGUGCAGUGCCUCAAAGACGAUCGACUGCUGUUCGGGAACAUUUUGGACGAAAAUGUGUUCUGUGCUGGAUAUAGAAACGGAACCAGCCCGGGACCGGGAGACAGUGGGGGUGGCUUGUACGUCAGUGAUGGCGACCGUUGGGUUCUCAGAGGUAUCGUUUCGUUCGGAAAGCUGAACGAAGUGAAGCACAAUGUGGACCCGUACAAGUACACCGUGUUCGUUAACGUUCAACAGUAUCUGACGUGGGUAAAAGAAGUUCUUGCUGAAAGUGAACCACAAAGGGACAGGACGCAGAAACGGAUCAGUGAAAGCGAAUGCGACAGAUUUCGCAGUUUGUCGAAAAAGCGAAGAAAUGGCGAUUGUAUCAACAAUAGACACCCGCAUAAUGUGAUGAUUCUCCAGCCUGACGGAAAGUUACUGUGCAAUGGUGUCUUAGUAGAAGAAAACUAUGUCAUUACAACUUGCAAUUGCGUUCGUCCAGCGCAAUACCGACCGGUGAAGGUACGAAUCGAAGCAUACGGCGAAGUGGAAGUGGCGGAAAUGUUCUGCCAUCCGAAGUUCAUCGACAAGAAAACCCACUACGACUUGGCGAUUUUGAAAUUGUCCAGAGCUGUCACGCUCUCCAGCAGUCUGAUUCCUGCCUGUUUGGCAAAUGACUGGACGGAAAACCUGUACGAUAUUCUUUUGCAGAGCACGUUUGUGCACGAGGGGCAAGAUCUGAUAGUGUUAUACGAAUCGGACGAGAACAGGAUUACAACCACUGAGAAAUGCAAUUCCAUGUUCGAGUACUGGAUGGUAGAAGAAACCAACAAUGAUAGCGCAAUAUGCGUCAUUAAUACCGAUCCACUGAGACGUGCUUCGUAUGGGACACGUGCGUCCACUGGAGAUGCACUGCAGUCGAGCAAUAGGCGAUCCUGCAUGUUCACCGUAGUCGGUGUAAAAGCCAGAAGUUCGGAUAAAUAUUUUACCAGGAACAGUGACCUUCCUAUGGUGGACGCGUAUGCCAGAAUAUCCUACCAUUUGGACUGGAUCGAAGACUCAAUCUGGAAUGUUCAGCCUAAAGGUAAGUGA